AUGGGGAUUUCACAAAAUCAUGAGAAAACAGACAGGACACGCCUCGCUGCACUUACACUUAACUUUUCCGACUCCGACUCCGACCUUGAUCCUAACCUGUCUUCUGAUCAGCCUACUCCGCAUGCCAAGUCCUCUGCAUCAGCGAAUGCGAUUAUAGCUAAAAAGAACACUAUUACUGAGCCAGAACGACCAGCUUGUCAGAUACAA
Molecule: messenger RNA, 207 nt
Organism: Protopolystoma xenopodis
Lineage: Eukaryota; Metazoa; Platyhelminthes; Monogenea; Polystomatidea; Polystomatidae
Source: the annotation of a GenBank genome assembly